GCUGCUGCUGCUGCGCUCUGGCUCCGCCGCCGCCGCCGCGCAGCUGCAGCCCCGCUCCCGCCCGCGGCGCGCCGAGACCCCAGCCCGUGCCUGCUGGCAGGCUUCAUCAGCAGUUUCUCGAUGUUUGGAAAGUUCUGAGACCCACCCUGUUGCACCACUUGCAACCAGUGCCUAAGACUACAAAAACAUAUGUGUGGAAGAACCUUUCCUUGAAGGAAGUGUCCCCUCGCUAUACUGCGGAAACUCCGUGCAAGCCUUGCCAGGCAGGAGAGCGAUUUGUGCUUCCACUGGUGUUUGUUUGUAAUCUCUGCUUCUUAUGCACUCCAGCACCCCUAUCAGUUCCUUGUUCUCCUUCACCAGCCCUGCAGUGAAAAGGCUGCUGGGCUGGAAACAAGGAGAUGAAGAAGAAAAGUGGGCAGAAAAAGCUGUUGAUUCCUUGGUGAAGAAGUUAAAGAAGAAAAAGGGUGCCAUGGAAGAACUGGAAAGGGCUCUGAGCUGCCCGGGUCAACCCAGUAAAUGUGUCACAAUCCCUCGUUCCUUGGAUGGGCGGCUGCAGGUGUCUCACCGCAAGGGGCUUCCCCACGUCAUAUAUUGCAGAGUGUGGCGCUGGCCUGAUUUACAAUCUCACCAUGAGUUGAAACCACUGGAAUGUUGUGAAUUUCCAUUUGGCUCAAAACAAAAAGAAGUGUGCAUUAACCCCUACCAUUACCGGCGGGUGGAAACCCCAGUCCUACCUCCUGUACUCGUUCCAAGACACAGCGAGUUUAACCCUCACCUCAGCCUCCUCGCCAAGUUUCGAAACACUUCUCUGCACAGUGAGCCACUGAUGCCGCACAAUGCCACCUAUCCUGAUUCUUUCCAGCAUCCUCCAUGCACCCCUUUUCCGUCAUCACCCAGCCACAUGUUUUCCCAGUCACCUAACAGCAUCAGCUAUCCCAACUCACCAGAAAGCUCUUCUGGACCAGGAAGUCCCUAUCAGCUCACAGGUAAUAAUGAGCUUUUAGACAUUCUGACUGAGGCAGUUGAGGUUUUUGCCAGGGCCUGGGGUCAGGUGACAAUUCUGUAUGCUUCCCCCAGGCUCUGACUGACUUUAUUUCCUACAGACUUUCGCCCUGUUUGUUAUGAGGAACCCCAACACUGGUGCUCAGUUGCCUACUAUGAACUCAACAACCGUGUAGGGGAGACUUUCCAGGCUUCCUCUCGAAGCAUCCUUAUAGAUGGAUUUACAGAUCCCUCAAAUAACAAAAACAGGUUCUGCCUGGGUCUUCUCUCAAAUGUAAACCGCAACUCUACUAUAGAAAACACAAGGAGACACAUAGGAAAAGGUGUUCAUCUUUACUACGUUGGUGGGGAAGUUUAUGCUGAAUGUGUCAGUGACAGCAGUAUUUUUGUGCAAAGCCGCAACUGUAACUACCAGCAUGGUUUCCACCCAGCCACUGUCUGCAAGAUCCCCAGUGGCUGCAGCCUCAAGAUCUUCAACAACCAGCUCUUCGCCCAGCUGCUUGCCCAGUCAGUCAAUCAUGGUUUUGAAGUGGUGUAUGAGCUGACCAAGAUGUGUACUAUUCGAAUGAGCUUUGUUAAAGGCUGGGGAGCAGAGUAUCAUCGCCAAGAUGUUACAAGCACGCCCUGCUGGAUUGAGAUUCACCUGCAUGGACCGUUGCAAUGGCUGGAUAAGGUGCUGACACAGAUGGGCUCACCUCACAACCCCAUCUCCUCAGUCUCUUAAGAAUCAUCUCUAGAAUUUCUUUAGGAUGGAUGCUAUUGCAGGCAGUGGCUUAUAGAAUUCCCAGUGAACAGAAGCUUCUAUAUGUAGAUGUAUGUAGAUGUAAAUAUAUCCAUACAUAGUCUACUCUUUUUUUUUUUUUUUUCAUGCUACAUUUUGUGGUUUCUAGUUACUCUGAUGCCAGUAAAACAAGUUUAGAAAUUCAGGUAUAGCAUAUCUGUUCUCUAGUGCAAAAUAAGCCAAAUUCCUGCAAAAGUGUCAAACAUUUCCUGUGAGCAUCUUCAUUCCCCAGCAAAGCCAGUAAAUGGUGCGAUUUCUCAGCACUUUCAUGUGGGUUCGGAAACCUGGCUGUAGCUGUUCCUAGUAGGUGAAAUUCACCCCUCUGCAGGCAACCAAAGUCAGAUCUCUAUGCCAUUUAUAUCCAUUUUACAUCCUAAUUUCAGGUCUAAAAGAGGACCUUAGAUGGUGCACAGGACUUAUGUAUAGAGAUGACUUUUAUCUAGUGAACUGAAGGACUAAAUUGCAAUUCCAGUCUGACUCCCUACUGCAAAGCAUGAUGGGACAACAAAUCCUCGGAGGAGCUGAGGCACCCACAUCUCCCCUAGGAUUUGGCAGGAGGAGAGAGCCCUCAGGACACACUCAGCACUGGAGCCUUAUCAGAGCAUUCUGGACACCUCCAAGUAGUCUGUUACUGUUGACACAGUAGGGUACGGUACUGCUGCACUGAAAAGCAACAAGCUCCUAAGAAAAAAUAAUAAUUGAAAUACAUGCCUAUGAGUUAAAAACCUAAUUAACUUCCAGUGCUUUUUUUGCAUACAUACAUACUUGCAUAUGUAUCCGGCAUGUAAACUGAAUCCUAUCCAUUAUACAGUAUUGAUGUAGUUUGUUUUAAAGUUAGGACUGUCUGUAGAUAGAAUACUGUGCUGAUAUCAAGGGUACACCUCAAAGGGGCUUGAACUGUGAUUCAGAAAAGGGAAAUGAAGUGUGCAUUGAAGAAGCAAAAAUUACUUUAUCAUUCACCUUGGGAUAGUCUCCAUACUGGGAGUAGGAAGCCCCAUGCAAUGAGAAGGAGGUGGGAGUCAGCCACAUCCAUCCCCUGUACUGGGCCAGUCCUUGGGAUCUGACUGCGGCACUCGGGUGUGACAGAGAGAGUGCUUCCCUGCCAGCCACACAUCGUUCCUCGUCUUAGAUACAGGUUCCAUCAUUUGCUGUGCUUUUGCCUUGCCUGCAGGGGCUGGUGAGGCAGUGUAAGCCGUGAACAAGAGUGAAUCGAUGUGCAGUGCAUCGCUGUGUUCCUUCUGUAAGCAGGAAAAGCUGUUGCCCAUAUCCUCAUCCACAGAGCCAGCCUUGAAAAAUGCUGUUCGCUUUGUAACCUUCUUUGAGGAGACAGGUGAAACUCUUAAUAGAUUUUGAUGGUCUCCAUCAUUUUGCUGAAAGGAUCGAGUAUUAUUUCUUUCAAGGCAUAACAGUUCACUGAAAAUUGUUUUGCUUUAAGGAUCAGAAAAAGUGAUACUUUUUGCAGUCUCAUUCCUCCAUAGAAUACACUAGAAGUAUCAUGAGGAAAAAAAAAUGUUUUACAGAAUGUUUCUUUUCUUCUCACACAAUAUCUGGUGCUACACAUUUUGCUGCAUAAUUCGAAGAGGAUGCCUGAAAUCUUCAGCUAUAUCACAUAGGCAAAGGAAAUAACAUUCACUGGAAAGACAGUGAGUAAACUAACAGUGUUAUUUCAUUUCAAUGCAUCUUCAGCUGCCUGCAGAAUUCGCAGAACACAGAAGGAUAAAUUAUUGCUCAGUUUGAGCAGUAAUAGCAAGUUGUAUAUGAAAUUUGUACAUGCGAAGAACCCUGUUCUGUCAUCAUUUGACGUCAGCAGUGUCACUGUGAGAUAGGAAAAGCUUUACAGUCUCUUGCAGCAAUGAAAUACAAUAAUAAUAUUACACAGAAAUUCCAGGAGUGCCAUUUACUGUUUAGCAGACUUGAGAGACAUCAAUUUGAAAAAAUGCAUUUUCCUCAGCUCCCUCUGUCAUCAAUGACCCUGUACCAAGGUACUGGUAACAUGUUUUUUAGCAUGUUUAUUGCACCUCUUCUCCAGUAGCACCUUGGCUCUAGGAUGAGCACCUUUUCAUGUUGCUCAUUUCUUUGCUUUCUUUAAGGACAGAGAAAAUCCCCUCUUCUGUCUAGGAUCUUGCUCUGUCCUUUAUCCUAGGUUCUUUCUUGCCUUUUAGGCUGAAACCUCCCUCCCUUCUAAUAUGGAGAGAAGCUUGUAUAGAGAGAAGACAUUCCCAGCAUUGUCAUCUUCCUCACAGAGAGCAAAAAGGAGAUGUUCUUAGGUGUAUCUGCUCUUGUGCAGCUCCAGAACCCAGUUUUUGCCAAUGCUGAAAAACUGGCCAGUGAAGAGAAGCAGGUCCUUUUGAGGCAUCAUUCAUUUCAUCAUAAGACAGGCAUUUCAAGUAGGUGAAACGGUGCUUUGGGCAUACUUAUGUUUUCCCACUGAUUAUAAGGGGAACUUGUGUCGUUAGCACAAAUGUGGACUGCUACACUGGACGUUCCAAAAGUAGAUGAGGUCGACCCUAAGGAUGAUGUGGUAGCUUUCCCAGCCUAGUAAUGAUGCUUGCUCAGUUAAGUGUCUGUGUUGUUUGAAUAAAAGUUGGUAAAAUCAGAGCAGUUCUUUCUUUCCUGUAUGUCUACUUUUAUAGUAAUCCUUAUAUGAAUGGAAUUUGGCUUCCAUGCAGUCCAUACAUGCAUCUCAUUUAAGGCAGUCACCUUAAUACUACCUUACUAGUAGGUAAAGAGAAAUCUCUGAAGCAUGAUUCUUCUGACCUAUUUAGAACAUCUGUAUUAGAAUGAAAUGAAUUUCAGCAAAUUUAACUAUUUGUCGAAAAUUGGAUCAAAGCACCUGAUUCUGGGCAAUUGAAGCCAGUGGCCAUCCCAGAGUUGUUAGCACUGGAAAGGCUAAUAUCACUG
Molecule: messenger RNA, 4684 nt
Organism: Empidonax traillii (willow flycatcher)
Lineage: Eukaryota; Metazoa; Chordata; Aves; Passeriformes; Tyrannidae
Gene: SMAD9
Product: SMAD family member 9
Exons: 6
Biological process (GO): regulation of transcription by RNA polymerase II; anatomical structure morphogenesis; SMAD protein signal transduction
Cellular component (GO): heteromeric SMAD protein complex
Molecular function (GO): DNA-binding transcription factor activity, RNA polymerase II-specific; I-SMAD binding; RNA polymerase II cis-regulatory region sequence-specific DNA binding
Source: RefSeq, a predicted model, not a curated record